This is a messenger RNA of Penicillium brasilianum, 3905 nucleotides long. The record is from the annotation of a GenBank genome assembly. NCBI's taxonomy places the organism in Eukaryota, Fungi, Ascomycota, Eurotiomycetes, Eurotiales, Aspergillaceae.
GCCCCGGCCACCUCCCGACCUCCUCGAAUUUCGAUAGGGCAGACCAACCGGUCCUAAAAUUUUUUAUUUCCACCGUGCUACAUUGUCCCCCGCAUUCUAGAUCCAAGUCCCUGAAAAUUGAUCUUGUCUUCGGAUCAAGGUUCUUUGUUGCAGGUCUGUGCCUCGAUCCGGGGCAUCAGCAAAGGGGGGCCCGUUCCCACAUUCUUGGCGGGGCUCCUUGUGCCACAAUCACUUUUGCUCUCACGGUCGCUGCGACCAGUCGACUUUGCACGUCUCCAACAUGGAUUGGCAACCACAAGAUGAGCCAUUGAGGCAGCUGGCCUGCUGUCUCAGGGACUCGCUGAACAGCGUGGACCCUCAGCUCCGAAAACAAGCCGAAAAUAUGCUGUCACAAGCAACUGGGUCCCCGGACUAUGUCAACUACAUCACCUACAUGUUCUCCACGUCGCAGGUGCCUCCAGCCGUCGCCUCGGCGGGCAUUGACCCCAGUACUUAUAGUGUUGUCCGAUUCGCCGCUACUAUGAAUAUGAAGACGAAACUCUCGCUGGCCUACAACACAAUCCCUCAGGAGAGUCUCAAUUUCAUCCGUUCCGCUGCCUUGGUCGCCCUACGAGACAAUGACCGCCAAGUCCAACGCGGCGUUGGCAGUAUCAUCACGGAGCUGGUGCAAAAGGGUGGACUGCUCGCCUGGCCCGAGGUCUUGCAGGAGCUGCUGUCUCUCGUUGGCAAUGAUCAGGGCAACGUUUCCGUCGCUACUCAAGAGGCUGCUAUGGCGGCUCUGUUCAAGGUGUGCGAGGAUAAUCGCAAAAUUUUGGAUCGGGACUACGCCGGGCAACGCCCGCUUGACGUGAUCAUUCCGAAGCUGCUCGAGUUCACUACCCGCGACAGCGCUCGCGUUCGUUCCCUCGCCUUGAACAGCAUUCACGUCUUCCUUCCGCACCAGCCGCCUGCUCUGGUGGCCUCAUUGGAUGUCUUCCUGUCGCAACUCUUCAACCUUUCUGGAGAUCAAGACACCGAGGUGCGCAAGAUGGUGUGCCAGUCAUUCUCGCAGUUGGUGGAGUUCUCGCCAGAGAAACUCAUCCCGCACAUGGAGGGCCUGGUCAGCUACAUUCUCAUGCAGCAGCAAAACCAGGAGGACCCAGAGCUUGCUCUUGAUGCGGCUGAGUUCUGGAUUGUUGCUGGUGAGCAGCAGAGCCUUCUUCAGCCCUUGGCUCCGUACAUGCACAAGGUGAUUCCAGUUCUGCUUCAGAACAUGGUCUACGAAGAGGACGAUGUUAUCCGUCUCAUGGGCGACGAGGACGAUGCCGACGUUGAAGAUCGUGCCGAAGAUAUGAAGCCUAAGUUUGCCAAGUCAAAGGGUGCUCGCCUCGAUACGUCCAAAUCCGGUGAACAGGCGGCCAAUGGCCAGCAGCAGCAGCAGCAGCAACCCGAGGAUGACGAAGAUGACCUGAGCGAAGGUGAGAUCGAGGACUCUGAGUUUGGAGAUGACCCAGAGGGCGAAUGGACACUUCGCAAGUGCUCAGCCGCUGCAUUGGACGUCUUUUCAAAUGUGUACCACGACCAGAUCUUUACCAUUAUCCUGCCCUACCUGAAGGAGACCCUUCGCCACGAGCAGUGGCCCAACCGUGAGGCGGCCGUCCUCACCCUGGGUGCCGUUGCUGAUGGCUGCAUGGAUGCAGUCACUCCUCACCUCCCCGAGCUUGUGCCGUACUUGAUCUCCCUGCUGAACGAUGCCCAGCCUGUCGUCCGGCAGAUCACCUGUUGGUGCUUGGGACGCUACUCAGAAUGGGCCUCUCAUCUCCACGACCCGGCUCAGAAGCAACAGUACUUCGAGCCGAUGAUGGAGGGCAUUUUGACCCGUAUGCUAGACAACAACAAGAAGGUGCAGGAAGCCGCUGCCUCUGCCUUUGCCAGUCUGGAAGAGAAAUCUGACGACAACUUGAUCCCUUACUGCGAGCCCAUCCUUCGCCAAUUCGUCCAGUGUUUCGGCAAGUACAAGGACCGCAACAUGUACAUCCUUUACGACUGCAUCCAGACUCUGGCUGAGUGUGUGAUGACUGAGCUGGCCAAGCCUCAGCUUGUCAAUAUCCUCAUGCCUGCUAUGAUCGAGCGGUACAACCACGUCAGUGAUCAGUCACAGGAGCUGUUCCCCUUGCUGGAAUGUAUGGGCUACAUUGCUGCUGCAUACGGCGAAGCCUUUGCUCCAUUCGCCCCCCACCUAUUCCAGCGAUGCACCAAGAUAAUCUAUCAGAACCUCACGGAGUCUGCCGCCUCUCAAAGCAACGAGGCCAUUGACGAGCCUGACAAGGACUUUUUGGUUACUAGCCUGGAUUUGCUGAGUGCGAUCAUCCAGGCGAUUGAUCCACGACAGAGCGGCGAGCUGGUCUCAAAUUCUAGCUUCUUCGACCUGCUUGGCCUCUGUUUGCAGGACCCCAACAAUGAGGUCCGCCAGUCAUCUUACGCUUUGUUGGGUGAUUGUGCCAUCAGCAUCUUCCCGCACCUGGAGCCUUACAUCCCCACCAUCAUGCCGGUCCUUAUCAAGCAGCUUGACCUGGAUCUCAUUCGGGAUGACGAUCGGCAAACGGGUUUCAGCGUGCUGAACAACGCCUGCUGGUCCUGUGGUGAGAUCGCAGUCCAAGAGAAGGCCGUGCUUGCUCCCUAUGUUGACAAGCUGUACCAUGGCCUCCUGACCAUUAUGGAGAACGAAGAGAUCAUUGACUCUGUCAAUGAGAAUGCGGCGAUGGCAUUGGGCCGACUUGGUCUCUUUUGCCCAGAUUCUCUGGCGGCGGAACUCCAGAACUUUGCCACCUCGUUCCUGAAGUCGAUGAGCAAGAUUGAUUUCACUCGUGAGAAGGCGUCUGCUUUCCUGGGCUUCAAUAACAUGGUCAUGAAAAAUCCCCAGGCCAUGGAGGGCUGUUUGGGAGAAUAUUUCCAGUCAAUUGCGUCGUUCCCAGUCAAGACGCUAUCACAGGAGGAGUAUCGGGAUAUCCAAGGCUCAUUUCAACAGGUCCUCCAAGGCUACAAAAACAUGAUACCCGACUUUGAUGCGUUCCUCUCGCAGCUUCCUGGCCCCGUAGCCCAGAAGCUGCGUUCAGCCUACCAGGUCUAAACUUUUCUGGCCUUUCACCCAUCCUGAUUCUCCGUCACUUCGAUUCGGCGACCCAACAGACUUUAUGAGAAGUGCGUACAACGGUGCAAUGACUGACAUUGUUAUGAAUGACGGCCUUAAAAAAUCUAUUUUUCCCUCCUCUAUCUCCUUGUUCCCCCUCGAACAUUUGCACCUUUCCUCUUUCAAGGCUUGUGGCAGAAGUCAUGCAGUUGCCGUCUCUCUUAAAUCCAGCGUUUUCAAUCUUGCUCAAUGCUCAAUCUUCGUUUCCCUUUCAAGUCGCUCUCUAUCUCUUCCAUCCGUGGUGUUGCUUGGCAUUUCUCAUUUGACCUAGAAAAAGAAGGAAGUUCUACGAACUGGGUAGGUACAUAGGCAUUAGGUCAUUCUUAUUGCGAGCGUCAUAUUUGGGCGUUUUCCCCUUUCCUGUCUUUGUUUCCUCGCCUUCAUAUCGAAGUGGUGCAUAUCUUAUCCAUCUCUACCCGGACAGGGGCGAGAAGAGGAGAACAUGUCGGAGGAGACUGGGGACAUUUGAUCUGGCCAUUCAUCUACAUGGCAUCUGAUGACUGCAAAUGGUACUGAUAUCAUCCACUUUCAUCUAUGAUCUUCGGCCUCCCCGCUGUUCCCCUGCAUAUCGAAGUUAUCGAGGCCAGGUCCUUCAUGUUAGUGUUUUCUUCUUCUCUUUUUUUGCUCAGCGAUGUGUCCCUCUUCAUAUCUUUACCCCCAUUCCCUUUCUUAGAUAGAUAGAUUAGAUACCUAGGUAGAUGCCUCCAUGGAACUUCAUUCACACCUACUGGCGGGG